UUGUUUGAUAUUUUAUCUGACAGCUGUCAAGCAAUUUUAAUUUAAAGUCAACUAUUUCGCCCACUAGUGGGCAAGGUAAAAUUUCGCCCACCGGUUAAAGUUAUGGAAUGAAAUGCGUUAAAUAAUAUAAUAUUAUUUGGUCAUGUGAAUUACAAAAGCUUUCUUGUGAAAAAAAUGCUUAUGUGUGAACACAGAUUAUAAAGGUUGUGUGAAAGUGUGUGAAACACAAAUUAAGCUGGAAAAUUCCCCAACAAACAUAGUUGCCAAAUUUCCAUAAAACCGUCAUAAAUGACGUUUCAUACCUAACCUAAAAAUACGCCCCAAUUACUUUUAACAAUUUUUAUAAAAACUACAGUGAAAAUGCCUGUAAAACAACCAGAGACCGACACCAGCGAAAACCAGGUUCCCCAAGAGCCUCAGCAACCCCAAAGAGAAUUAACACAAACAGAUUCAUUGAAUAAGCGAUUGUUGGAGGCCUUCCUAAAUAGACUUUCCGAGCAAGAAACAAACGCUGGGAGUAAUGAUGAGACCAAAGAGUGGAACUAAGUAAAAUACAUUAUUUCCUAUAUAUCAUAAAAUCAUUUUGUUGUAACAUAACCUUUAUUACAAACGCGCGGGAAAUUGUUGACAAAAUCCUGUUAAAAUGUCUUCUGGCGAGGAAGAUAAUCCAAUUGAAGAUGCAAACGAUCUGGAAAUAAUUCAAGAAGGCUAUGAAGAUCCAGAAAACAAUGGAGAAGCUGCUGAUGAAGCAGAAGAAGACAAAGAAGAAUCUGAAAACAAGGAAGAUGAAAAGAAAGAGGUUAAAGUGAAGAGGGUUGUAAGAAAUCCACAACCCAAGUUAAAUGAUCAAACGUUGAAAGGACCCAAAGGUAUUGCAGCGUUGGCUAAAUACUUUGAGAGAGUAAAGUUCAAAGGAAGGGGUUAUGAAGAACAGGAUUUGAAUGUGUUGUUAAAAACUUACGAGUACUGGUGUCAUCGGUUGUUUCCCAAGUUUCCUUUUGAAGAUUGCAUUGAAAAACUGGAGAAAUUAGGCGCAAAGAAAAAUGUUCAAACACAUUUAAAAAGAAUUCGUAUGGACAUAAAUUUUGAUGAAGAAGAGGAUAAACCAUUAGACAGUGAUGACGAAAUGGCGGCGCCUCUUGAAGAUACUACUCAAAAUACUCCAUUUGAUGAUUUAGUGAGACCUGUUAAUCCACCAGAGACUCAAAUAAAUGAAGAACAACUUGAAAGAAUGAGGCAAAAUAAAGAAAGGGCUGAACGAUUGAGGCAAGAAAUAUUGAAGAAAAAACAACAAACUGUUAGUAGCAUUGAAACACCUGGUCAAAGUAGUCAAGGGGAUCUGGGAAAAAGUGAUAGGCUUGAUAAAUUAAAGAAAAUUAGAGAAAAAGCUUCAAGUAAUUUGGACGAAUCAAAUCUGUUGCCACCUUCAAAAGAUAAAAGUAAUAAGAAAACAUCAGAUGAUGACAUAUCAGAUACAGAAAAUAAAUCUGGUAAGAAUAGUGAUAGUGAAAAUGAAGAUAACAUUGAAAAUUUAUUGGAUGUGGUAAAUAAGGAUAAUAAAAAUAAAUCACCAACAAGAUCAAAGAAAAAUAUGAUAGAUAGUGAUAAUGAAGAACCCACCCAUGAAGAUAAUAAUGAAAGUUUAUCCACCAAAAAGAAGAAAAAUCUUAUUGAAAGCGAUAGUGAGCCAGAAUCUGCAAAUGAAGAAAAGGGAGACAAAAAUAAAGAUUCAGAUAAGGAAGACAAAAAUACUGAAGUGAGUUCACCACCCACCAAGAAGAAAAAUAUUAUUGAAAGUGAUAGUGAGCCAGAAUCCACAAAUGAAGAAAUGGAGGCCAAAAAUUCAGAUAAUGAGGAAGACAAAAAUACUGAACCCAAGAAGAAAAAUAUUAUUGAAAGUGAUAGCGAGCCAGAAUCUACAAAUGAAGAAAUUGAGGACAAAAAUUUAGAUUCAAAUAAGGAAGACACAAGUACUGAAUCCACCAAAAAGAAAAUUUUUAUUGAAAGUGAUAGUGAGCCAGAUUCCACAAAUGAAGAAACGGAUUAUAAAAAAGACAAAAAUACUGAAGGUACAUCAACCAAGAAAAAUCUUAUUGAAAGUUACAGUGAGGCAGAAAAAAUGGAUGUAGAUGAUUAGCUGUAAGAUUUUUUUAACUUUGUUUCGCUAGGUUUAAAAAAUAAAGGUUAUAUUACAACAGAA
This is a messenger RNA of Brassicogethes aeneus, 2200 nucleotides long. The record is from the annotation of a GenBank genome assembly. Lineage: Eukaryota; Metazoa; Arthropoda; Insecta; Coleoptera; Nitidulidae.